UCCUCGGCUCAGCUCCGCCGCUCAGCUGCAGGAGGACCGGCUCGGCUCCCGGGCACACCGGCGCUUCUCCGGCGCUCCGCACCGCUGCUCCGGGAACAGGGACGACCUCACACAAACCGCAGCGCCGUCUAAACACUACGCUUAGUCCUGCUCAUUUCCAGCUUUUCUACUUCAAACUGAAGGAGUCCGUGUAACUUUGAGAACUCUGUACUUAUGUUUUGUUGCUGUAACUUUAUUCGGGCAUUAUUAUCACGGGCAUGUUGGAAGUGAGUGAUUUACUAUUUCUGUAGUCGACCCUGAUGUGGGGGUUUGUUGGACAUGUGUAAGGUGUAGGGUUCACUAUUAGUCUUUAGACUUUGGUGAGGAUAAGAGGGGAGAGUGGAGAGGUUGACAUGUGACUGAGGUGUGAUGGAGCUGUUUUGCGGGAUGCUGCUGCGCUCCUGAAGACCGGCGUCGGGGGGAGACUUCACUCCGGAGUAAAACUACCCCAACAAAGGUCUCUGUUGCCCCGUUGGGACUGAGACACAGCCAGCCUUCCUGCCCCGGCCCCGGCCAGCUCCAGCCCUCCUGCCCCGGCCAGCUCCAGCCCUCCUGCUGCCCCGGCUCCGGCAGGUCCUGCCCCCCCGGCCAGCGGGCCCUCGGGCCAGCAUGGCCCCCGGCCCGGCGGGCCGCGGCUGGUUGCCGUGGAGACGGACCCUGCUCGCGCUCUGGCUGUGCGCCGCGGGAGCGCGCGGAGCCGACGACGGAAACCCCUUCAACGCAGAGUCAUGGCUGAGGACGUACGGCUACCUGCCCCAGGCCAGUCGACAGAUGUCAACCAUGAGAUCAGCGCAGAUCCUGUCCGACGCCAUCAGUGACAUGCAGCGCUUCUACGGUCUGGAGAUCACUGGACAGAUGGAUCCUCAAACCAUCAGUGCCAUGAAGAGACCCCGCUGUGGUGUGCCUGACAAGUUCGGAGGGCAGAUCAAAACCAAUGUUCGGCGGAAACGCUACGCGCUCACUGGACAUAAAUGGAGCAAGAGCCAUCUCACAUACAGUAUUCAAAACUAUACUCCCAAAAUUGGAGAGUAUAACUCGUUUGAGGCCAUCAGGCGGGCCUUUAAAGUCUGGGACAGCGUGACCCCGCUGACCUUUGAAGAAAUCCCCUACCAGGAAAUCAAAUAUGGACGCCGCAAGGAGCCCGACAUCAUGAUCUUCUUUGCUUCGGGCUUUCACGGAGACAGCUCUCCUUUUGACGGGGAGGGGGGCUUCUUAGCCCACGCCUACUUCCCCGGGCCUGGGAUGGGCGGGGACACGCACUUCGACUCUGACGAGCCGUGGACUAUAGGGAACCACAAUAUACAAGGUAAUGAUCUGUUUCUGGUAGCCGUCCAUGAGCUUGGACACGCUCUGGGUCUGGAGCACUCCAACAACCCGCUGGCCAUCAUGGCUCCCUUCUACCAGUGGAUGGAGACGGACAAUUUCCAGCUGCCAGACGAUGACCGACAUGGCAUUCAACAGAUAUAUGGUCAGCCGGACGGCAGCCCCACCAAGGCCCUGCCCACCGUGGUGCCGCGCCGGCCAGAGCCCCGGCCCCCCCAGUCCCCCCCCCGGCCCCCGGACCGGCCCAGGACCACCGACAGACCCGAUCACUACGGGCCCAACAUCUGCGAAGGGAACUUUGACACCGUUGCAAUGCUGCGCGGAGAGAUGUUCGUUUUCAAGGGCCGCUGGUUCUGGAGGGUGCGCAGGAACCGGGUCCUCGAUAACUACCCCAUGCCCAUCGGCCACUUCUGGAGAGGUCUGCCUGGAGACAUAGACGCGGCGUACGAGAGGCAUGACGGCCGCUUCGUCUUCUUCAAAGGAAACAGAUUCUGGGUUUUCCGAGAGGCAAACCUUGAACCGGGCUAUCCCCUGGAGCUGCCUCACUAUGGUCACGAUAUUCCCCACGACCGCAUAGACACAGCCAUCUGGUGGGAGCCGUCAGGCUACACCUACCUCUUUCAGGGUGACAGGUACUGGCGCUUCAGUGAGCAGUCCCGCGCAGCGGACCGGGGCUAUCCGAAGUCAAUCAGCGUCUGGGGAUCCUCGGUGCCUGCUACUCCCAAGGGAGCCUUCCUCAGCGAUGAUGGAGCGUACACCUUCUUCUAUAAGGGUUCCAAGUACUGGAAGUUUGACAACCUCCGCAUGAAGAGCGAGCCGGGCUACCCUAAAUCCAUCCUGAGAGAUUUCAUGGGCUGCAGCGUGGACCUGGAUCCCGACAGAGACACGGACUCCGGACGCAAAUACCCAGACACCAACCACCCGCCGGUCAACCCGGACGCGGGGCGCGACGGGGACAAGAACAAAGAGCAGGACGGGAAAGACGGCGAAGGAACGAACGGAGACACGGAUAAAGGGACAGACCCCGACAAAGACGAAGACUACCGCGAGGGCCGCGAGGAGGACACCAACGAGGUGGACGUGGUGCUGAAGGUGGACGACAGCGAGGAGCGGACCAUGAACAUUCUGAUGGUGACCAUCCCGCUGGUCUUGGUGCUGUGCAUCCUGGGACUCAUCUACGCCAUCAUCAACACGCUGCAGAGCAAAGGGGCGCCGCGGCUGCUGGUGCACUGCAAGCGCUCGCUGCAGGACUGGGUCUGACCCGCCGACCGAGGAGGCUCGGGACUGUGAACUUGAAUCAGACUGUCGAUACCUCCCCUCCUCUAAUCUACGCCUCUCCCCGGUCAAACAUAUGUCUCAAGUGUGUGUGCUCGGCGCGCCUGCAGCUCGUAGUGUAGUAGAUCCAUGCAGAUACAUGUACUGAUGCAUAGGCAUACACAUACUAAAAGCAAGCAUACAUUAUGACACACACACACCACCUAAACCUCCUCCUGCCUCCCAUGGUGCUCUACAAAGCAGUGACUGUAGUCUAUUUAUAUGAAAGAACUUUGCACAUAGUUUUUUUUUUUAUGUUUUGUUUUGGUUCAUUCUGUGUGACUUCUUGUUGUUGUUAUUGUUUUAAUUUCUAAACCAGGAAGGCCA
Cololabis saira (Pacific saury) is the source of this 3003-nucleotide messenger RNA. RefSeq names its product matrix metallopeptidase 15b (gene mmp15b). Gene Ontology annotation, cellular component: extracellular matrix. Gene Ontology annotation, biological process: collagen catabolic process; proteolysis; extracellular matrix organization. NCBI's taxonomy places the organism in Eukaryota, Metazoa, Chordata, Actinopteri, Beloniformes, Belonidae. The record is from RefSeq and is a predicted model, not a curated record. The transcript is spliced from 10 exons. Gene Ontology annotation, molecular function: zinc ion binding; metalloendopeptidase activity. The coding region runs from base 649 to 2622 and encodes 657 amino acids.